UUCUCGGUGUUUGUGUGAGGUGGAGGCGGUGCUGAAAUAUCAGACUGUGAGCCCAUUGGCAGACUAAUAUUAGGCCAUGAGCUCACCUGCUCUCUGAUACUUAACCUGUUGUACUUCCCACAAUGUAGUAAAGUUGAUGUUCCAGCAGCCGGGGAAGUCAGCAAUGGAAGAAACAUUAAGGUAUCAUCAUAUGGAAAGAACAAACAGUCUUAAGAUGGAGACCAAACAAAGAGGAAAGUUCUCCUCUUUAGACAAACAAGAAGCCAAAAAGGUGCUUGAGAGGUAUGUGAAACGAAGCUUAAGCAACUCUUCUGAAAAGACUGGAUACAAAGGAACUGUGAAAAGGCAGAAAGAAGUUCAGAGAUCAGCUAGUGAUAUUUCCAGACCUAGCCCACUGAGUGUCAUAAUGAAGGAAAGCAAACUUGCACAACAAACGACUGAAACUAAAGAAGCACAGACAGAAGAAAAUGUAAAAAUAAUGAGCACGACUGAUGAAGCAGCAAAACCAAACCUGGUCAAAAGCACAGACACUGCAAAUGCUUGGUUUAAGAACUUUUUUGGUUUAUUAUUUAAAAAGAAAGAUGACAAAAAAGAGGAGAGGACUACUAGCUGUGUGCCAGAAGAUAACACAACCAUUUCCUCUGAGGCCGUCUGUCCUCAGCCACCCAAAAAAACUAUUGGAAGGAAAAAUAGCAUCAGAAAAGCAUUUUCUUUUAAAAAGAAAGCUGCUGAAGAAGUUCAUGUAAGCCAUGCAGAAGCAGAUUUCGAGUGCAACAGUAAACCAAAAAGACCCACAGUCCUUCAAUUGCAGAACAUUUGCAGGCCGUCUUCAUUCCGAGGAAGUAAAAAAAAUAAAGAUCACUUUUAUGAUAAAGUGACGGAUGAGAUUGAACAAAUUGUUAAAGAAAGCGACAACCUGGCUGCACAUUCAAGGAAGGAGAGUUUUGGGGGUGAACUAACCAGCGAGCAAGCAGAGGAUCCUGAAGUCCUAAUUAAAAAAAUAGUCUCCAUCUUAAGGAAAGAAGGAGAUGAACUGAAUAAGAAGGUUAAAGACGACCCCACACUGUCUUCCUUCUUCAGAGAAAUUUCCUACAACUCAUUCAAGCACCUCGCAGAUGUUUAUGUUGACAAGGAAGUAAAAAACAAAGUCUCAGAUGUGAUGCCUGAAGACAUUAAAUUUGCAUACUCUAUUGACUUCACCGCUAAGGUGGCUUGUAUUUCCAGUCAUCCAGUAAAUCGAAUCAUGGGCUUUGGCCACCAGUAUCUUCAAGAUACGUUUCCGUGUCCUUCAUACAACAGAAAAGCAUGGAGUAACAAUGUUGAUCAAGAUGAUGUCAUCAGCCCAGACUGAAAAGACAGACAUCAGAUUUAACCUAUCAAAAGAGCCCAUUGGCUAUAUGGAGUAAUAACACUACCCUUGAAUCUGUAGCACAAGAUUAAAUUCUGUUUACACCAAUGUGACUCCAGUCUGCACAAAACACGUGGAAAAUGUGCAAUAUUUCUACUCUUGUAAUGUUAAAUGUUUAAAUACUCUUGAGCCAGUGUGCAGCCUGGAGCCCAGGAGGCCUAAUCAGUGUCGGACUGGCCCACCGGGAUACCAGGAAAACUCCCAGUGGGCCCAGGUGUUAGUGGGCCCUCUU
Molecule: messenger RNA, 1640 nt
Organism: Xenopus laevis (African clawed frog)
Lineage: Eukaryota; Metazoa; Chordata; Amphibia; Anura; Pipidae
Gene: blc2l14.L
Exons: 6
Coding region: 137-1351 (404 amino acids)
Biological process (GO): regulation of extrinsic apoptotic signaling pathway
Source: RefSeq, a predicted model, not a curated record